UACUUACCUUGCAGCUCUUGUUCAAAACAGAAUCGUCAAAGUUUUACGUAAAAAUAUUCGGUUGUUUUCACAGUAUCGUUAGUAGUUUCGUACACUAGUAGUUUAAGUAAAUUGUUUAAGAAUAAAGCGAAAAGUAAUCAGAUUUGUGGAUUGGAUAGAUUAGUCAUACUCUAGCAUUUUGGGAGAUAUUCCUGAUUAGUCGUCGCUUGGAGCUUCCUCUAUCCCUUGUGAAAUGGCUGCGGGGUCAAUGCUGCAAAAGGCGAUCGAUAUUGUCACGAAGGCUACCGAAGAGGAUCGCAACAAGAACUACGAGGAAGCGCUACGGUUGUACGAGCACGGUGUGGAAUGUUUUCUGCAUGCCAUUAAAUACGAAGCGCAGGGAGAUAAGGCAAAAGAUUCGAUAAGAGCAAAGUGUCUGCAGUACUUGGACCGGGCGGAGAAACUAAAGGCCUAUUUGAAGAAAGGAAAGAAGAAACCCGUCAAGGAUGGAGGCAGCAGUUCCAAGGAUGAUAAAGGAGGCAAAAGCAAAGACGGAGACAGUUCGGAUUCCGAUUCGGAUGAUCCGGAGAAGAAGAAACUUCAAGCUAAACUGGAGGGCGCUAUUGUAGUCGAAAAACCCCACGUCAAAUGGUCAGAUGUAGCUGGACUGGAGGGAGCAAAAGAAGCAUUGAAGGAAGCUGUAAUUUUACCUAUUAAAUUUCCACACCUGUUCACUGGAAAAAGGAUUCCGUGGAAAGGAAUAUUGCUUUUUGGGCCCCCUGGAACCGGCAAAUCAUAUUUGGCAAAAGCGGUAGCUACGGAAGCAAACAAUUCGACCUUUUUCUCUGUGUCCAGUUCGGAUUUAGUUUCUAAGUGGCUCGGUGAGUCGGAAAAGCUGGUUAAAAAUCUAUUCGAACUGGCCCGUACUCAUAAACCGAGCAUAAUAUUCAUCGAUGAGGUGGAUUCACUAUGCUCUUCUCGUUCGGACAACGAGAGCGAAAGUGCCCGACGCAUCAAGACUGAGUUCUUGGUGCAGAUGCAAGGUGUCGGCAGUGAUAACGAUGGGAUCCUUGUUCUGGGUGCGACCAAUACCCCAUGGAUUUUAGAUUCCGCCAUCAGACGACGUUUCGAGAAGCGCAUCUACAUCCCGCUACCGGAAGAGCAUGCCCGCCUGGUUAUGUUCAAAUUACAUUUGGGAAAUACGUCGCAUUGUCUGACGGAGGAGAAUUUGCGCACGCUAGCCAGUAAAACAGACGGCUACUCCGGAGCGGAUAUCUCUAUAGUGGUUCGCGAUGCCUUGAUGCAACCAGUGCGAAAAGUACAAUCGGCAACGCAUUUCAAAAAAAUUACCGGCCCGUCCCCAGUCGAUAAGGAAACGAUCUGUAAUGAUCUGUUGGUUCCAUGCAGCCCGGGUGAUUCGGGUGCGAUUGAGAUGACCUGGAUUGAUGUACCCAGCGACAAACUAUGGGUUCCCCCAGUAACGAUGAGUGACAUCCUAAAAUCGCUUGGUAGCACCAAACCGACCGUAAACGAGGAAGACAUGAAAAAGCACGAUAAAUUUACAGAAGACUUUGGCCAGGAAGGCUAAGAUCAAGUUUGGACUAAAAUAUCCAAAUAUGUUGCCUUGGUCCGUGUAUUUUCCCCCUUCUGUCGUACAGCUUGGUUUGCAUUAUCCCUUCUCUGGGUUUUCUAGAAAUGAUGCAAAACUAAAUUUUACAUUUGAUUCUAUACACACGAGCGAUCGCUUACUACUUAAUAGAAUUUUUCAUAUAAUUUAUAAAACGCUCCGACGAGAAUGUGAACAAUGAUUAAAAACUCUUUAAUUACCGAACGGGAAAAAUAAUUAUUUAAAGUCCAUCCUGAAAAUCUUUUCGGAAUUUCGGAAAACCCAAUAUAGGCCGGCGCUUGAGGCAGUGAAAGGAGCACUCGAUUCUCUAAGUUAAAUUGCGAGUAUUUAGUGUUUAUCUAAAUGUGCUGUUGAUUGGACAAAAAUAUUACAAAAAAGAAACUUGCAUCCAAUUCAUAAUUUAGAGGAAAUAAAUAUAUUGUUAUCGAUGAGAAAA
Molecule: messenger RNA, 2042 nt
Organism: Wyeomyia smithii (pitcher-plant mosquito)
Lineage: Eukaryota; Metazoa; Arthropoda; Insecta; Diptera; Culicidae
Product: vacuolar protein sorting-associated protein 4-like
Exons: 6
Coding region: 233-1567 (444 amino acids)
Biological process (GO): endosomal transport; vacuole organization
Molecular function (GO): ATP binding; ATP hydrolysis activity
Source: RefSeq, a predicted model, not a curated record